This is a messenger RNA of Diaporthe batatas, 2121 nucleotides long. RefSeq lists its product as uncharacterized. The transcript has 2 exons. Gene Ontology annotation, biological process: copper ion import; iron ion transport; intracellular iron ion homeostasis. NCBI's taxonomy places the organism in Eukaryota, Fungi, Ascomycota, Sordariomycetes, Diaporthales, Diaporthaceae. The record is from RefSeq and is a predicted model, not a curated record. Gene Ontology annotation, molecular function: ferric-chelate reductase activity. Gene Ontology annotation, cellular component: plasma membrane. Bases 225 to 1949 code for a protein of 574 amino acids.
UGCAGCCAUUGGAAACCAUACCGGCAACACCGGGUCCUGUUCCCUGUGCGGCUCCAAGGUUCAUGAGAGCAGAUUGGAAUCUCACUUCUCAAAUUGUUCAGAGCGUCUGAACCCCUCACCCUCUCCUGCCCCUCCUCUUUGACGCCUUUGACGUUGGAGGGCACAGAUCCAAGUGAACGGCCCGCCAUACUCAUCCACAGUCCGGACCAAACCACCUUGACAAGAUGGGAUGGCCUUACAGAUUUGUGACUUUGAGUCAAGACGAAACUGAUCUAAGAAGGCAGACAAUUGACAGAUACGCCGGGCUUGCCCAGCUGUCAGCCUUCGUCCCAGUCCUGCUAUUCCUCGGCUACAGGUUGGCCUCGUGGGCUUACGCCGCAGUCGAGGCCAAGAAGGGUGCCUACAAUGCCAUCCCAGAGUCUCCAUUACGGAAGGUCAGGCGGCAGGGCCCACUAGGGGUCUGGGAGUCGCGAUACAGGCAUCUCCAGUGGUGGCUUGGGGAUGAUGUCGUCUUCUUGGGCCGCACCUGGGGACAGAGAGACGAAUGGGUCUUUGGGCUGGCCUGGGGUUUGUGGAUGGCGGCACUCACUGUGGCUGGGACUCAUGAUGACUACCUCCACCUCACCAAGAGAGCCGGUGCCAUCGGCAUAUCUCAGCUGCCUCUUCAGUACCUCCUGGCGCUCAAGAGCCUCAACCCCGUCGCCUACAUAUUCAACUCGUCACAUGAGCAGGUCAACCGCUACCACCGGGUGCUUGGCCGCAUCAUCUACACCUUGCUGCUCGUCCACGCCUUGCUCUACCUCAACUUCUUUGUCGCCUCGGGCAUACUGGUCGAGAAGCUCACCACGUCUCGGGCCGUCAAGACCGGCAUGGUGGGAAUCUGGGGCUUGACCUUGCUGAACACGACGACUCUUAGGUUUAUCCGGACCUACUCCUACCGGAUAUUUUUCAUAGUCCAUCUCGUGGUGGCAAUGAUCAUUCCGCCCCUAAUCUGGUUCCAUGCCCACCACCCGAGGGUUUUCCUGGUAGAGGCGCUCGUGGUGUUUCUUGCCGACAUCAUCACCCGCAAGUUCGACACCUUCACCGCCGUCGCGAAGCUGGAGAUGGUGCCCAACACAAACCUCGUCAAGAUCACGGCGCCAGUACCCAACAAGAAGAUCCACCGCUUCGUCACCCACCCCGGCUCUCACAUCUACCUGCAGAUCCCCGCCGAAGCGCGCCCGUCUGAUAGCGCUGCCUCUGCGGGCCACAUCGUCCACGAGUUCCUGUACAACCCGUUCACGGUGGCAGAUGUCGACCCCGAGUCCGGCAAUCUCACACUGGUGGCCCGGCAUCUCAACGGCCCAAUGACCACCUCCCUCAACCAGAUCGCAAGCAACAACAGCCGCCACGACUCCACCAAGAUCCCCCUGUCGAUCGAGGGGCCGUACGGCGUGGCCGGUCACCUGAAGGCGCUGGUCGAGGGCGAGUUCGACCGCAUCCUGCUGGUCGCAGGCGGUGUUGGCGCCACCUACACGGUGCCCCUCUACCGCGCCCUGGUCAAGGACAACGCAGCCGCGCAGGUGCAGCUGGUCUGGGCCGUGCGCGACGUCGGCGACGCCUCGUGGGUCACAUCUGGCAAGAACGGCCAGGGCUUCACCGAGGACGAGGGCGUGCAGGUGUUCGUCACGGCCCCCGAGGACAAGUCGCCUGUUGCCCAGGGCCCGGGGGACGAGGACGAUGGCGUGGAGCUGACCCCGCUGCAGCGGAGCGGCGAGGUCCGACACCAGCUCAUGCGGCCCAACAUGAAGAAGAUCGUGGAUGAGGUGUUCCAGCACGGCCAGGACGAGAGGGUUGCGGUCUUCUUCUGCGGGCCCACGGCGAUGGGGCGCGACUUGAGGAAUCAUGUUGGGGUCUGGGUGCGCAAGGGCAGGGUGGUGUUUUGGCAUAGCGAGAGCUUCGGGUGGUGAUGACUACUUGGCCGCAUCGAGCAACUUGCAUCAUGUAAACUUACUUGUUCUAGACUUCCAAACUUCAGCAUGGUGUUGGUUUCGGGGCACUCUGAUGAUCACAGCGAGGAAGGCCUGUACUCAAAAUCUCCUCAACACUUCCUGUUCCCGAUCUCGUUUUAGUUAAUUAGAG